Biomphalaria glabrata is the source of this 2439-nucleotide messenger RNA. RefSeq lists its product as uncharacterized. The transcript has a single exon. The record is from RefSeq and is a predicted model, not a curated record. The coding region runs from base 17 to 2386 and encodes 789 amino acids. Gene Ontology annotation, cellular component: membrane. Gene Ontology annotation, molecular function: G protein-coupled receptor activity. Gene Ontology annotation, biological process: G protein-coupled receptor signaling pathway. NCBI's taxonomy places the organism in Eukaryota, Metazoa, Mollusca, Gastropoda, Planorbidae.
AUCGGGUGUUGUAUCCAUGCCACCUCUGAUUGGCUGGGCCGCCUACUCUUAUUUGCCCAACUCGUUCAUCUGCUUCUGCGAGUGGCAGACGUCAGCCAGUUACGCUUUCUUCAUGGUCGGGUUCUGCUUCUGCUUGCCUUGCGCGGCCAUGACCUUUUGCAACGUGGGCAUUCUCAGGGCCUAUAUAAGAAGCAAGAAGACAGUGGACAGUUUCGGGGAAAAGUUUGCGCCCCAUGUGAGCGGAAAAGAAAUACACAACAAACAGAUCGAUGGAGGCGAACCUAACAUACGUGAAAACAGGCAACUUGCUGAAGGAAGCCAUCUUCCUAGGAACAGGAUCGAGGCAGCAGACAAACUGGAGUUGCAAAAGUCGGACGAACACAAUGGGAAGCCCCGAAAUAAUGUUUGUUUUGAUAGCUAUGACCAAAAGGCAACGAACAAAGAAAAAGAAGAUAAUAUAAAAACAAACUUUAAUUCUAAGAAAAAAUGUGAAGAUAAUUUAAUCAUGUCCCACAACUCCGUAGUUCCUCAUUCAUCGAAGUGUCAGAAUGUAAAUGAAAAUUAUCUUCCCUUUGCUCGCUCUAAUAACGCCCAACCAAGCAUUGGCCCUGAUUCUGUAAGUAUUACCAGCAGAUCGAUAGAGGCGGAGAUAGAAAAUAUUAGAGCAGAAACACCCGCGGUCAGCGAUGACAAGAUAAAAGAAGCAGGCGUUAAAUCAGAAGCAGAACUGGUGCACGUGAAAUUAGCCCAGUGCACGCAGACUGAGAUUAAGGUCGCGUUUCCUCAUGGAAGUAAGAUGGUCGUUGAUGAAACUCAAGUCUCUCCUUCAUCUACCGCUUCAAUGAACAGCUUAACUCAAGUAACAGGCCAGCUUCCAAAAGUUACAGUAUGCUCUAAUGGUCAUUCAGAAGGAACCAAUGACAAGUUGAAACACAGGAUGCAUACAUUAUGUCGGCCGUCAUGCCCGUCAGAUUCUAAAAACGGAAUACGUUCGGGCAACUUUAAAACCAUUAGCCCGUGGCACAAAAAUAAAACUAUUCAUAAGAGUACUCUUACCAAAAUCAACGUUAUGUGGGAACCAGUGGUUGACUUAACAUUCAAUUCCUUAUCAAUGAAGGAACAAGGCUGCGUCAAGGAGAAUAAAGACAAUGAUAGGAUUUCAAAUAUUGACCUGAUAACCAAAGGCAAUCCUAACUCAGAUACAAAGAUACCCAGUUGCUGUAAAGUUAGGAAGAAAUCGAAGCGAGUUAGUUUUAAAAUGUUUUCUUUCGAGAGCUGGUUACUGGACUGCCAACGAAUAUCAAGAAAAUGUGUGACGUUUAAAAAUAUUCCUUCAAUCAUCAAUACGCAUACACGUUUUUGGAGCAGUACUAAAAAAUGUCCAACUUUUUUCAGAAGUGUGAAACAUAAACGAUCCUUAAAAACUGUUCAAAAAAAUCGAAUUUCUCGGAGGAAGUGCCACAGAGCUCGCAUUUUUCUUUGGCACAAUUUAAAAUGUGAUGAAGUUGUUGAAAGCAGAAACAUUUUCUUAAAGUCCAAUAAAAAGGUUGAUUGUUUGAGAAUCAAUUUUCUUUCUGAAAACGAGGAUUCCAACUUUGAAUAUCUUAACACUGUGAACUCAGUGUCUUCUCCAAAUUUAGCUUCUGGUUCAGUAAGCCCUGAUCACAUCACUAAAACAUCUGCUAAUAAGAUAUUCCCUUUCAGAAACAGGAUUCAUGUUAUGCCUUUGCGGGAAUUUGGCAGUAAUAAAACUGAUCCCGAGUACACGUCCUUAGAAUUGAAUUGUUCCUCAGAAACUACAAAAAGUCCAAGCUCUGGGACCAUCAAAAGCCUCAAGCAUGUCUCAGAAAAGUCAACAUCUCCUCAGCGACUGUCAGCUGAUGUAAGAAAGUCGAUGUUGUCUAGUUCGUCUCCUCAAAACAAUAUUGAGUCCAGACCAACUUUAAGACUCUGUGUGAACUCUAGAAAAGCGAGGCCCACUGUAAACGUGAACAGCUUACAGAGAUCUACCCUACGCUCAAGGACUAAAUCAGAACGUAGAAAGAUGGAAGAAUUUCAACUAGCCGCGAGUUUACUGACUGUGAUUCUGCUGUUCAUCGUCUGCUGGUUCCCAUACUGCGUCUCCAUGUUCUUGGUCAUCUUUUCACCGGAGCGCUCAUCCGUAGCACUGGACUUAACAUCUCUGUGUCUGGGCUACUUCAACAGUUGUUUGAAUCCCAUUGUAUACGGUGUCAUGAACACCAAAUUUAAAAUGGCUUACAAGCGUCUACUGCUGUCUGUCAUAAGUCCAUUCCGGUUUCGACGAAAGUUAGAUUUCAUUGGAAAGUCCACAAAAGGAAGAACCGCUGACCAUUUGACUUUAGCUACUGUCACAUCUAUGCAAUGAACUUACAAAAUGGGAAAGAUUUGGAUACAAAAGAAUCAACGUGUUAAAACAGU